UGCGUUGGACUUCCAGAGCAUGGCUUCGAUGGAGGUCGAAGGCCUUCAGAGUAUCCCUAAGGGUGCGGUCCCACCUAUAGGAGGAGAUAUAGCCAUGGUGGGUGCAGAAGGUACUGCCACGCCCGGUCCUCAAGCAGGAGGGGAAGAGGAAACGGACAAGCAAAACCGUUCUCCUCCUCCCUCGCAAACUAAUUAUUGGAUUGAAGAGGAGCGUGUUCGAGAUAUGUUGUCUAGAUGCUUUGAUGCAGGCAUGUUACCCUCAGGAUGGGAUAUAGGCGAAAUGAAAGAGGAGGGUCAGAACGCCCAUUUCACUUUGAAUCCUUCACUGGACGAAAUUAAGGUGAAGUGGUUAAAAGAGAGGACGGUUACAGUGAUCUUCCAGGAAGGUUCAAAAAACCUUCCGAAAAAGAUCAAGGAAGAUGUAAUCAGAGCGUUUGAGAAUAUCUGGAUUGGAGAGGGCAGGUUUGAUUCAACGAUCACUAGAGGCCGGGUGUGCAUUGAGUCGAGCAAUGUGCUAUCGUACGUUGCAAAGGACUGGAAAGUUGUGGAGUGGAUGUUAGAGGAACAGGAAGCUCGAGUCUCGCUUAGAGGGAGAUGGCACAGCAUCAUAUUUAAACCUUGGAUGACCAAGGUGGAGAUCCAGGAGGCUAAGAACGAGGCGGAUAGGAAUUAUUUCUGGAUACGUAUUUUGGAUGUCCCGUUGGAUGCCUUCUGCUAUCUCGAGUCGUCGGUGGAACAAGCAAUAGGUACAGUACAGAAGGUGUAUCCGUCAGAGAAGGAUGCACGUACCCCACAGUUAAUCAAUGUUCGAAUGGAUAUUGAUGUGGAUUUUCUGCCAAGAGUGAAGGAGUUAAUCUCCUUCACUACGUACCAGGGUCAACUUAUCGAGUUGAAGGUGGCGAACGCUUUGACUCCCUGGUGCAGUACGUGCAGAAGAUAUUUUCACCGAGCGGAGGACUGCAUACGUACGAGACGGCGCCGCGGCUCAAGUCCGCAUCGGCAGCAAAGUCCGACUCCAAGUUCCUCUUCGAGCGCAUCGUCAAGCGUACCACCCAGCGAAGGCAGUGGCCGGCGUAAUUCGCCGAGCAGCCCCAGGUCCAGUCAAGGGAGGGAUCGGCAGCCUUCGGCAAGCCGUUCGGGCGGGCGCUCUGUUAGAUCUCAUAAGUCGUCAUCUCGAGGCAAAUCCCCAGUGGAGUUAGUAGAGCGUCGGAGUAAACAACCUACGUACAAAGGAAAGCUGGCGCCCGGGAGUGUUGGCGGAGGCGGCACUCCAGAUCAGCCCCAGGGCGUAUCGAUGAGAGAGAAUCCUAUGUUUUCACCUGGUAUGGGCAAUAUGGAUGCCCUGCUACAUGCUGCAAGGAGAAGUCAACGUGUGGACUCAGUGGCGGCUCGAGGGCGCAAGGAUGCUGGGAAUAUUCCCUCCUCGCAGGGAGGGGGUCCAGAGAAGUCGCAAGGUUCAAAACAGGAGAGCGGGAACCCAAGGCUGACGCCAACCAAGCUGCGUCGAAGACUCAGUGAAGACAUGAGUGAACUUCGAAUCCAAGAAUUGGAGGACCAACAUUCGCCUCAUCGAGAGUCAAGCAUCCAACAGGGUCAAUGGGACAGUACCACGGGCAAGAGAAGCAGACAGCCUACGAAUGCGAAAGCUUUGGAUCGGGAGUGGGCUAACGGGGUAGAUUCAGGGGUGGGGUUCUUACGAAGAGCAGAGAGCUCGAUACUGGGAAGUACAGUACAGCUAGCGUAGCCUAAGCUGCUCACUGAUUGGUUAACCAAAGCUGGGCAAUGAG
Messenger RNA from Chara braunii, 1787 nucleotides. Lineage: Eukaryota; Viridiplantae; Streptophyta; Charophyceae; Charales; Characeae. The record is from the annotation of a GenBank genome assembly.